AUUGUAUAUCAAUGACUGUAUUAUUCAAUGUUUCCUUACUCCUUAAAGAUAGUCAGUUGAGAUUUGGUUGCUAUUUCUAGCAGGUCAAGAGAUUUUCUAAGAUGGUGGACCAAGAAAUGUUCUGUACAGCAAGGAAUGUUUUUUUAAAAAAAAAAACAUUUAUUGGGAUUAGAAUGGUUAUCAGGUUGGAGUGACUGACAAAAUGUCUGCAGUAUUUCUUCAUAGUCAUCAUCUAGGACAUUUACCCCCAACCCCCUAGGACAACAGAUGAUGAUUUAAAACUUCUUAAUAUAUUGGAGAGAGGGUAAUUAACCAAAGAUGGGCAAUUGUCGUUGGGGGAAUUUGUCCUAGUCGGGUAAUUUUUCCUGAUAUACAACAUUCUGGGGUUACUAGUAAAAGACCACCUUUAUAUAGGGCCCAAUAAGAAAGUUCUAGAAAGUUAAAUCAUGUGAUGGCUUGACGUUGAUUGGUUGGUUAACAAGCCAAUCAUGUGAAACUACUAAGGCUUGUCAGUGACCCAGCGAUUCAAUUUCGAAUUCACUACACACUUUUCAGGAUGGGGGAAUGACAGAAUCAUCAGAGCAUUGGGAAAAAUGCUCUGAUUCUAUUUGUUUGCAGUGAUCUACGUUCUGGGUUCAAAAUCAUAGUCACUCAUUUUUGUGCGUUUGCAAAUUACUGGAAAACGACUGAAUAGAUUUUCACCAAAUUUGGUAGAAAUACUCAUUGGGUGAGUGGCUCGAACUCAUUAUUUUGGUUAGAUUAACUUCAAAACUGGCGGACAGUUGAAUCAAAAGGGUUUUCUUUGUUACAUAGGACAUAAAGGAUCAGUAGGGGAAAUAACUCUUGAUGUUUUCUCUGUAGGGUGUCAAAAGACGUAUGGUUUCAUAUUUUCGAGAACUUUGGUAAAUAUGUAGAUGCACGGACUACCGCACAGCGAUUUAACAUAGACCAUGUGGUCUUUGCAAAACAUUCUGACCGGGGAACGAAAUGGAUCUUCAGUAAGGUCUGGUACUGACACCAGCCGCUGUAAUUCUGUUUCUUCUUAUGGUAAUUCUUUACAAAAAAAAAAAAAAAUUAAAUUUCACUUUGCCGAGAAAAUUGGGAUUUUUAAUGUCUUUCAUGGAGUAAUAACAGCUGAAGGUGAAACACAUGAGGAUAAAUUUAAAGAUAGAGACAUUUAAUCGCUCCACCGAAAGAUAACCGCUGGCACCGGAUGUAAAAAGAUUUGCUUCGGCUGCGCAUGUGUGGAAGCAUACAUCUACUUCCGAAACACAGAUCAUGGCUUUCGAUUUAAUGAUUAAAGACUUGAGUGAAAUCCAAAGCCGACUCUAUGACCACCGUCCAGUCCUACAAGGAGAUGUAUUAUAUUUCUUCAAAGAAUUUGAGGAAAAGAGAGGCCAUCGAGACUUUACAACUCUUCAGAAAUGUAAUGAAGAAGUGUCGUUGAUGCAAGAUCUAUACCUGCCUGGUUGUCUACAGCAAGCUGAAAUCUGCCUCACAGAUAUUGCUAGCAAGACCAACACAGCCACCCAAAUUUGUGACAGAAUUUGUAGCAAGAAACACCCAGAGACAGACUACCUUGACGAAUGCCGUCAACAACGGUCAAAAGAGUGGACGGACUUUAUGACGGAACAAUGUAAAAAAAGUGCUGAAGUCGACCAAAUGUUUGAGGCUGAACUGGGUACAAUAAAAUCUGUCCUUAGAUAAAUUGCUAAAUACAAAACCAUGUAAAAGAACAAUUUUCAGUAAUAUACAUUGGUCAUAUGGAGGGACCAAAUACUUCAAACUGAAGUCUACCCCCUUAACCCCACCCUCCCAAUUUUACCCCAGAGAAAACUAAACACCCCACCCACUUCCCACAUCGUUAUUUAUACUGUUCCAAGUUUGUUAAUAAUUGACGUUUAUAAAAAUUGUUCUUGAUUUAA
This is a messenger RNA of Octopus bimaculoides (California two-spot octopus), 1925 nucleotides long. Its product is annotated as biogenesis of lysosome-related organelles complex 1 subunit 5. Gene Ontology annotation, cellular component: transport vesicle; BLOC-1 complex. NCBI's taxonomy places the organism in Eukaryota, Metazoa, Mollusca, Cephalopoda, Octopoda, Octopodidae. The record is from RefSeq and is a predicted model, not a curated record.